Molecule: messenger RNA, 1299 nt
Organism: Oikopleura dioica
Lineage: Eukaryota; Metazoa; Chordata; Appendicularia; Copelata; Oikopleuridae
Source: the annotation of a GenBank genome assembly
AUGGUAUUUGGAAUAUCAAUCGGCUCGACAACCCUAUCGAACGCAGUUGUCGCUUCGGGGCGUGCCCAACUGGUAGCAAACGCGGACGGACACCACAGGCCCCGAGCUGUCGUGGCAAAAGUGGAGAACGAGUUUUGCGUUGGAACUGCCGCGCUCAGUGCCAGAAAUACUCCCCUCUUCAAGAAUAUUCUCAAGGAAUUUAUACAAAAUGGGCCAACUCACAUGAUUCAGUGUCAGGGAAAAGAUCUGCGAGUGGACGUCUGCCUAGCUGCCUUAAUCCGCGAAUGCAUCGCAACCUGCCGAAAUUUCAAUACAUCGGCAGAAAACGUCAGCCUUGUCAUUCCCGAUGAGUUCAGCGAAGAGCAGGAAAAGCAGUUCGUGAAGAUAUUCGAAACAGUUUCCGAAAUGAAAGUGAACAGAGCGAUUAGACGGUCGGCCGCUGCCCUGGUCGCUGCCAGACAGAAUGGAUCACUGGAAGAGCAGGAGAUUCAGAAAGGAUCGAAGAAUGUUUUGGUUGUCAGGAUUGGAGGGUUAACUACGACAGGAACUUUAUACCGAGAAACAAACGGGCUGUUAACAAAACUAAAGCAAAGUCACAAUCAAAGCGGAGCGGACGUCAUCGUCAAGCAUCUCACAGACUAUCUGGUGCGCGAAGCCAAUCGAAAAUUUCGCUGCGAUCUGAGCGAGUCCAAAAAAUCAAUGAACAAAGUCGAGCAAGAGGCCCGCCGAGCGAUUGAAGUGUUGAGCAACAAGGACUCCGUCAAUGUCCAAAUUGACUCGUGCUUCGAGGGCAUGGACUUUCAAAUGGUCGUCAAUAGAAGUCGAGUGACUGCGACGGCCCCUUACAAGCCAGUCUUGGAGGGAAUUUUUAGUGAUUUUGAAGGAGAAACUGUCGAUGAAGUUUUGAUGUGCGGAGGUGCUGCGAAAUCGCCUCCAUUCCAGAAAAUCGUGCAAGGAAAAUACCAAAACGUUAUUGCGCUGCCAAACGCGGAAGAACUCAUUCCCCUCGGCGCUGCAAUCCAAUGCCACAUCACAUCGAGUGGGAACAAGCUGUCCAUCAACGAAAUUCCGCGCAAAAUCGCCCUCUCUUCCUUCUCCCUUCGCAACGGUUCCGAAACUGUGAUCGAAAAGGGAACGCCACUGCCAUUUUCGUUCACGACGAACAGCGAGAGCAGCUUCACUAUCCCCGAGCUCGGCGAAGACGUCAUCUUCUCCUCCGACGGUCAUGUGACUGGGAAUCUUAACGAAAAAGGACUCUUCUUUACCUCCGGCGAAAAGAGUUUCGAGCUGCUCUUCUGA